Messenger RNA from Meloidogyne enterolobii, 225 nucleotides. NCBI's taxonomy places the organism in Eukaryota, Metazoa, Nematoda, Chromadorea, Rhabditida, Meloidogynidae. The record is from the annotation of a GenBank genome assembly.
AUGUCAGAGAAAAAAUAUGAAGAAGGCGUCGAUCCAGUCACAUUUUUUCGCGAGCAAUGUGCACUUGAAAAGAAAGCAAUUAAUUUGAAGGAAAUACUCGAAACUUGUAAUGAACGUGUCCGAGCCAAUCCUGAUUCUGGGGAAUCUUGCCAUAUGGAAAUGACCGACUAUGUUCACUUUCUCGAUCAUUGUGCAAUGCCUAAAGCUUUCAAACAUUUGAAAUGA